AUGCCUCUGACAGCAGCUUGGAGAGCCUGGGUCCUGCACCCGCUGCAGGGCAGCUCGCCCCUUGGGCUCCAGACCAGGGAAUCCCCGUCUCUGGCCCACGGCUCUGCGUAUUGGUACCGGCCUGAGCCCGAGCUGGAGCAUGUGAGCCGGGAUGUCACCGGGGAGCCCUUUGAGCGUAAGAGGGAGGAGACGAUGCAGAACCUCAACGACCGCCUGGCUGCCUACCUGGACAAGGUGCGAGCCCUGGAGGAGGCCAACACUGACCUGGAGGUCAAGAUCAGGGAAUGGUACAAGAAGCAGGGACCUGGCCCAGACCGUGACUACAGCCCCUACUACAGGACCAUCGAGGAGCUCAGGAACAAGGUCCUGGUGGCCACAGUCGACAAUGCUAACCUCCUCCUGCAGAUUGACAACGCCAGGCUGACGGCUGAUGACUUCAGGACCAAGUUUGAGACGGAGCAGGCUCUGCGCCUGAGCGUGGAGGCCGACAUCAACGGCCUGCGCAGAGUCCUGGAUGAGCUGACCCUGGCCAGAGCUGACCUGGAGAUGCAGAUCGAGAACCUGAAGGAGGAGCUGGCCUACCUCAAGAAGAACCACGAGGAGGAAAUGAAUGCCCUG
This is a messenger RNA of Phaethon lepturus (White-tailed tropicbird), 618 nucleotides long. RefSeq names its product keratin, type I cytoskeletal 14-like. Lineage: Eukaryota; Metazoa; Chordata; Aves; Phaethontiformes; Phaethontidae. Gene Ontology annotation, cellular component: keratin filament. The transcript has 5 exons. The annotation marks the transcript as partial. The record is from RefSeq and is a predicted model, not a curated record. Gene Ontology annotation, molecular function: structural molecule activity.